Phacochoerus africanus (Common warthog) is the source of this 3668-nucleotide messenger RNA. RefSeq names its product adhesion G protein-coupled receptor F3 (gene ADGRF3). The coding region runs from base 29 to 3013 and encodes 994 amino acids. The record is from RefSeq and is a predicted model, not a curated record. Gene Ontology annotation, molecular function: G protein-coupled receptor activity. Gene Ontology annotation, biological process: cell surface receptor signaling pathway; G protein-coupled receptor signaling pathway. NCBI's taxonomy places the organism in Eukaryota, Metazoa, Chordata, Mammalia, Artiodactyla, Suidae. The transcript has 13 exons. Gene Ontology annotation, cellular component: membrane.
GGGCUCUUGAGGACUGCUGCACCGAGCCAUGGUCUGCUCGGCCACCCCUGCACUGCUCCUGGCCAUGACUCUCCCCCUCGUGGGGUCACCAGUUGCCCGAGCAUCCCAGCCUGGACAGAGCCAGGCUGGAGGGGAAUCUGGGCAGCCACUGGACCAAGAAAGUGGAGCAGGUGAAUCAGCCCUGCUCUCAGUCUAUGCACAGCUGGACUUCGCACAUGAGACCUGGCCAGCAGCGCUCUCGGGACCCCUGACUCUCCCCGCUGCCUCAGUGUCCUCUGCCCCCGUAACGCUCACUGGCCUCAGCCUCACCACAGAGUGUAAGGUCAACCACGAUGGGUGUAGCUAUUGUGCCUGCCUGUCUGGGUACCAGUGGAACGCCAGUGUCUGCUCUCAUCAUGAUCCCUGCCAAACCCACCUCAAGCACCAGCCUUGUGGCUGCCUUGUCUUCAGCCCCAUGGAAGCCGGGUACUGCCAGCUGCUGCCACCUGCGGUCCCCUGUCCCCUGUUUCCUGCAGUCCCCGCCACCCUGAGCCUCAACUCCUGGCUGCAGAUGCCUGGCAGCACCCUGAACCUGACCCUCCUCACGAGCCAGGAGACCACCAACAUGAACUGGUUCCUGUGGCGCACAGGGAGCCCGAGCCCUGUCCUCCUGUGGGCAGGGACACGUGUGUCCCUGACCUCCAGCCCGGGCCGGGCUGUCCUCAGCAUCAUCAACAUCUCCCAUAAAUGGGCAGGUGAGUACGUCUGCUGCUUUGAGGCCCAGGGAUUCAGGUGGGAGCUGCAGCAGGUGGUGAGAGUGCCCCUGCGGCAGACAGACGUGACUCGGCUUCCAGACCAGCUCUCCAUCUCCUGUGCCACCUCCCCCGGCUUCCAGCUGAGUUGCUGCAUCCCCAGCACACACCUGGGAUACACGGCCUCCUGGAGCCCCAGAGAGGGCAGUGAAGCCGCCUUAAUCCACACAGCGGACUCCCAGUGCUUUGGGCUGGCUGUUCAGCACUGCCCUACAGCUGACACCACGUACACCUGUGACCUGCAGAGCCCAGGACUGACCCCUGUCAGGGUCGCUGUCUCUGUCACCGUCAUCCAGGAUGGAGACGCCACCUGCCCUGAGGAAGCCUCAGCUGUGGCCUGGAACGUCACCAAGGCUGGCCAUGUGGCACAGGCCCCGUGUCCGGGGAACAGGACGGGCAUGGUGAAGAGGGCUUGUGGGACGGAUGGGGUCUGGGGGCCCAUCCACAGCGGCUGCACAGACACGGGGCUCCUGGCCUUGCUUCAAAGAGUCCGGCUGCUGCGGGCCGGCCAGGGCUGGCCUGCGACAGAGGUGCCACAGAUCCUGGCUCAGCUGCCGGAACACGUAGUGGUGGUGGCCUCAUCCUCCGACUUACUGGCACUGGUGCACACCAUGACAGUCCUGGCCAAGGUGGUGGCAGAUGCCAGAAUACAGCUCAACUACAGCGGCCUGGAGGCUCUUCUGAACACCACGGACAAGGUCCUUGACAUGGACUCCGGAUCCCUGUGGACCCCGGCCCGGGCCCAGAAGCCCUCGGUGGGCUCCAACCUCCUGUUGGCUGUGGAGACGCUGGCACGCAGCCUGUGCCCACGGGACCUGCCCUUCUCCUUCGUCUUGCCCAACGUGCAGCUGCAGACCCAGCUCCUGGGGCCCACGUCUCCUGCUGACUACAGAGUGUCCUUCCUGACUCAGCCCCCGCUGCGGGCAUGGAUUCCCAGGCACUCACUGGCCCCACUGAGCCGUAACGGCACCAAUGUCAGUAUUACCAGCCUGGUGCUGCAAAAACUGGACCACCUUCUGCCCACGAACUAUGGACCAGGGCUGGGGGACUCUCUCUCUGUCACUCCUGGUCUGGUCCUCGUCAUCUCCAUCACAGCAGGUGGCCAGGUCUUCAACCAGGGAGAGGUCAUCAUGGACUUUGGGGACACAGAUGGCAGCUCCCACUGUGUCUUCUGGGACCACGAUCUCUUCCAGGGCAAGGGGGGCUGGUCUGACGCAGGGUGCCGGGUGCAGGCAGCCAGUGCCAGCCCUACCACUCAGUGUAUCUGCCAGCACCUCACUGCCUUCUCCAUCCUCAUGUCCGGACACACGGUUCCCCAAAACCCCACCCUGGAGCUGCUGAGUCAGAUGGGCUUGGGGGCCUCCAUUCUGGCACUGCUGCUGUGCCUGGGUGUGUACAGGCUGGUAUGGAGAAUCGUGGUGCGGAACAAAGUUGCCUACUUACGCCACGCGGCCCUGCUCAACAUGGUGCUCUGCCUGCUGGCCGCAGACACCUGCUUCCUCGGGGCCUCACUGCUUCCUCCAGGGCCCCGCAGCCCCCUCUGCCUGGCCACUGCCUUCCUCUGUCACUUCCUCUACCUGGCCACCUUUUUCUGGAUGCUGGCCCAGGCCCUGAUGUUGGCCCACCAGCUGCUCUUUGUCUUCCAUCAGCUGUCCAAGCACCGAAUGCUCUCCCUGAUGGUGCUCCUUGGCUACCUGUGCCCACUGGGGUUCGCAGGUGCCGCCCUGGGCCUCUACCUGCCCCGAGGGCAAUACCUGGGGGACGGGGAGUGCUGGCUGGACAGGAAGGGAGGGGCGCUCUACACCUUCGCGGGGCCAGUGCUGGCCAUCGUGGGCGUGAACGGGCUGGUACUCACCAUGGCUGUGCUGAAGCUGCUGCGACCUUCCCUGUCGGAGGGACCCCAGGUGGAGAGGCGCCAAGCCCUCCUGGGCGUGCUCAAAGCUCUGCUCAUUCUCACACCCAUCUUUGGCCUCACCUGGGGGCUGGGCCUGGCCACUCUGUUGGAGGACAUCUCCGUGGUCCCGCACUACCUCUUCACAGUGCUCAACGCCUUCCAGGGCGUCUUCAUCUUAUUGUUUGGUUGCCUCACGGACAGGAAGGUCCAAGAGGCUUUACGCAAACGCUUCUGUCGCGCCCAGCCCCCCACAUCCACCAUCUCCCUGAGCACAAAUGAAGCCUACAUCCCGGAACAUAGCAAAGGAAGAAGCCAGGAUGCCAGGUGAGAAUGAAGCCCUGGGGGCAGCGUGCAGCGAGGAUGAGGAUACAAAGGGCUUUCUAGCAAAGCUCUAAAAAGGAAACUCCUCUUCAUAUGCCUGUCCCAACCCAAAAGACAGAACACAGACUUCUCCAAGUAGAUGUUUCUAGAUGGGCUGGAGAAGGCGGAGGCCUCAGAGAGCGGUGGACAUGGCAUCCCCUCCUGCUUUCCCAGAAAGACGGAAGGAAUGUCACCACCGCCAACCCUUGAGUUAGCUCACUCUGAAAAUUCCUUUUCACACUAUCAAAAUUUUAGUUAACCUGAAAAACAAUUGUUUUGAAGGAAUUGCAUUGGUGGGUCUGGUGUCCAGAGGGUAGGGUAGACGGCAGAGGCUUCAGGGCCAGCAUCUUUUAUGGGGAAGACAGAAGUUUGAGUGACCCACUUGCAGAGCCUGGUUCCUUCAAGGGAGCCAAGGAUGUGUUCUUGAAUCCAGGGACAGGACACUUCCCAGCUCAGCCCUGGGGAAAGAUAGGUUUGUUUCCAUUAGUCACACUCAUUUCUCUCGAAGCUCACCUGUCCCCACCCCUAAAUUAUCUAAGCGAGAAAAGCAUGAAAAACCAGUUAAAGCUACCUAAUACCUGUCUUUGCUGAAAAAGCAAUCAACAGAUAUCAAAGUUCAAAAU